Molecule: messenger RNA, 811 nt
Organism: Vombatus ursinus (common wombat)
Lineage: Eukaryota; Metazoa; Chordata; Mammalia; Diprotodontia; Vombatidae
Exons: 3
Coding region: 1-609 (202 amino acids)
Source: RefSeq, a predicted model, not a curated record
AUGGAGGAGUGCCGGACUUCCAGGAGGCCUGGUGGCAGGCGUCCCCAACCUCUCCAGCUCCCGGGGGCCCGAGCCCCAACUGCGGAGGAGAGCAGAGGCCGGGGAAGCGCUCUGAGGCUCGCGGAGGUACCCUGGCGCCCGCAGAGAUACCCUGGCGCCCGCAGAGAGCGUGGGGGCGGGCUGGGUCGUCGGGAGGCCCGCCCCCCAGCCCGGCUCCGCCCCACUUGGCCCAUUCUGGGAAUCCAGAGCCGUCAGAGUUGCGAAGUAAAAGCAGGCGAGGGGGCGGUCCCUCGGGGCAGGCUAUGGCACAUAAAACGGCCGGGGCCCUGUGCCGCUUCUCCUCGCCCCGCGCUGUGGGGUCCGUGUCCCGUUUCCCGCUCCCACCUUUCCUCGCCAAGCUCCCCGUUGCGCGCUGCUCCCUGCGCGAGCCCGGGGGCCCCCAGUGCCAUGGCCCGUAAGCUCGGAGGGCGCAAGACCAUCGUGAUCUUGGGGCUGGUGGGACUGCUCUGCACGGUCCUGGGCGGCGUCAUGAUCUUCGUGAUGCCCCAGCUGAUUAGAGAUCAGAUCCUCCAGGGUCAUCGUAGAUUUACGGCUGGAAGGAGACCUUAGUGGUCAUCCUCGUCUCCCCCAUUCUUCAGAUGAGGAAAUCGAGGCCCAGACAGGCGAAGGGACUGUGUAUAGGACACACAGCUGAACCCGAGUCCUCCGACAAUUUUCCUGGCUCAGCUGUGAGGACCUGGGGGCGUCUGAACGAGGGGCUGCUUCAGAUAAAAAGAAAAAGAGAGAGACGGAAGGAAGAAGUUAUGAGAUU